Coccinella septempunctata (seven-spotted ladybird) is the source of this 1867-nucleotide messenger RNA. Its product is annotated as cGMP-dependent protein kinase, isozyme 1-like. Gene Ontology annotation, biological process: protein phosphorylation. Gene Ontology annotation, molecular function: cGMP-dependent protein kinase activity; ATP binding. The record is from RefSeq and is a predicted model, not a curated record. The transcript is spliced from 8 exons. NCBI's taxonomy places the organism in Eukaryota, Metazoa, Arthropoda, Insecta, Coleoptera, Coccinellidae. The coding region runs from base 1 to 1842 and encodes 613 amino acids.
AUGCAACACAGCGCUAAAAAUUCGAUUACAUCGAUGCUCAAAUCCAACCAAAUGCUGAUUUCAACAUGCUUAAUGGGAUUGGAGCCAGCAGUACUGGAACAUUUUCUCUCCAGAAAAAUAAUUUACACCGCCAUACAGGACAAUAAAUUCACGAAACAUUUCAAACCUUGCGUAGUUCGGAAAAUUAUGCGAUGUAUGUACCAAGUAGAAUACCCUAAAGGAAGUUUCAUCAUGGAAGAAAAACAGGAAGGCAAGAACCUAUUCAUUGUUGAAGAAGGAAAAUUCCAGAUAGAGCAGGAAGGAUCGGACGAAGCAAUAAUGGGAAUACUAGGAAAAUUAUAUGGAGAGGAAGAAUUCCUCAUGAGUCAUAGACGACUUUCGAAAAUUAAAGCAAUUACCAAUUGUAAAGUAUGGAAGCUAAGUCGGAAAGUAUACAAAAUUAUUAUGAAAAGUACUGGAGAAAAUGCAAAAGAUUUGGAAAUUUUGAGAAACUUUCCUUGGUUCGAAAAUGCCGAUGAAGAUAUGCUCACAAAAAUUGCUAAUUCUAUCGUACUGGAAAAUUUUGGUACUUACGAGGUUUUAAAAUUAAAGAACAACACCUUGUACAUCAUAAAUAAUGGCAGUGUAAAAAUACUAGAAAAUAAAACAGAUCAAGUUAAAGAAAAUAUCUUGGGAGUUUUGAGCCGAGGCGAUCACUUUGAAGGAAAUACCGAAUCGGAGAAUAAAAUGAUUGCGUUUUAUCCAGGGGUGGAAUUGUUGACAAUAGAUAUGGACAUCUUAAAAGAGUUGAUAGGAGAGAGGGUGGAUGUGAGGCAAGAAACUAUUUUGGAGCCAGUGAAUGAAAACACUACACACGAUGAAGACCCUAGCGCCGAUAUAAAAUUAGAAGAUUUGGAGGCAAUAGCUUCACUGGGAAAAGGAAGUUUCGGAAGAGUUGAUUUGGUUCGUUAUUCCAAGGAUCCAAACGAUAUAAAGCUAUACGCUCUGAAAGUGAUGGAAAAACAUAGGACAGUCAAAAUUCUUCAGCAAAGUCAUGUGAUCGAUGAAAGGAAAAUACUGUUCGAUUGUGAACACCCCUUUAUUAUCAAAUUACACAAAACAUUCAGGGAUGAUAUGUAUAUAUACAUGCUCUUUGAAGCAUGUCUAGGUGGACAAGUUUGGGAAAUAUUGAUGAAAAAUGGAUUUUUCAAUGACGAAACAUCUCGUUUCAUUGCAGCUUCUGCUAUAGAAGCGUUGGACUAUCUCCAUCGGAAGAAAAUUAUUUAUAGGGAUCUCAAAACUGAUAACAUGGUUAUAGAUCAGAAUGGGUAUGUAAAAUUGGUAGAUUUCGGACUAUCUAAACAUUUGGGAUUCACUGGCAGAACAUGGUCAUUUUGUGGUACACCCUGUAAUAUAGCCCCAGAAAUUAUUUUAAACUUUGGUCACGAUAGAGCAGUCGAUUACUGGGCACUAGGACUGAUGAUUUAUGAGCUUUUAAGCGGCUGUUCGGCUUUUUCGGAUUCGAAUCCUAGAAGAGCUUAUGAACAAAUUAUGGACGGUAUUGACUCAAUUGAUUUCUCUUAUCUCAUCGUCGGUCGUCCUGCUGAAGAUCUCAUUAAAAAAUUGUGCAGACAAGAACCAACUGAAAGAAUCGGCUACAGAACUAUUGAGGAUAUAAGGGAGCACAGAUGGUUCCAAGGAUUUGACUGGAAAGCACUUAUUUCCAAAAGCAUCAAACCUCCAAAAUGUAUAGUUCCAUCACUGAAGCAUCCUGCUGAUAUAUCUUAUGUCCAUCCUCUGGAAGUUGAUUAUACAUACACUCCAAUAAAGGAGGAGAGUAACUGGGAUCAAGCUUUUGAAUGAAAAACUCCAAUUAGGCGCAAACAUU